Molecule: messenger RNA, 615 nt
Organism: Quercus lobata
Lineage: Eukaryota; Viridiplantae; Streptophyta; Magnoliopsida; Fagales; Fagaceae
Product: putative serine/threonine-protein kinase receptor
Exons: 4
Coding region: 44-388 (114 amino acids)
Biological process (GO): protein phosphorylation
Cellular component (GO): plasma membrane
Molecular function (GO): protein serine/threonine kinase activity
Source: RefSeq, a predicted model, not a curated record
AAGGCUCUCCCUCUUCUAUUGUCACAGCUCUUCCUUCCUCCAAAUGUUCAAAUCCUUUCAAUUGCUGCCGUUUCUGAAAAAACCAAAGUGCCACGAUUACACAACUGAAGAGCUCAUCACCAAGAGCUUCAACAACGCCGACAUUGUCCUCUUUAGCAAUCAGAUUGGCCAGAUGAAUAUGGAGAAAGGAAAGAUCUUGCACACUCCAAAACAAUCCUUCACCAAUGGACAAGAGAAUGGAGAUUUAGAGCUACCAUUAUUUGAUUUUACUACAAUAAAUUAUGCCACAGAUAACUUUUCAAUUAAAAAUGUGCUUGGACAAGGAGGCUUUGGACCACUUUACAAGAAAAGUCCAGAACAUAGACCUACCAUGUGUACUGUGGUUUAGGUGUUGAGCAGUGACACUGCUCUACCUCAGCCUAAAGAGCCUGCUUUUCUCGAUGAAAUGGACGUACCAAGAGUGGAUUCUUCACCAAGGAAGCAAGAAGGAUGUUCAACUUCAAACAAUGGACUAACAAUUACAUUGCUAGAGGGUCGUUAAAGUAUAUGCCUAAAGAUGUGUAAAAUUUAAAAGCAUUGAUUCUCAAACUCUUUAGUUUACAUUGUUCAUACAUA